Messenger RNA from Daphnia pulicaria, 368 nucleotides. Its product is annotated as histone H4. Gene Ontology annotation, molecular function: protein heterodimerization activity; structural constituent of chromatin; DNA binding. Gene Ontology annotation, biological process: nucleosome assembly. The transcript has a single exon. Bases 47 to 358 code for a protein of 103 amino acids. NCBI's taxonomy places the organism in Eukaryota, Metazoa, Arthropoda, Branchiopoda, Diplostraca, Daphniidae. Gene Ontology annotation, cellular component: nucleosome. The record is from RefSeq and is a predicted model, not a curated record.
UCGACAUUCAGUUUGUUUUCAAACUCUCUCUGAAACUCAUUCCAAAAUGACUGGUCGCGGCAAAGGAGGAAAAGGACUCGGCAAGGGAGGCGCCAAACGUCAUCGCAAAGUUUUACGUGACAACAUCCAGGGAAUCACCAAGCCGGCCAUUCGUCGUCUUGCCCGUCGUGGUGGUGUCAAGCGAAUCUCUGGUCUCAUCUACGAGGAGACCCGCGGUGUGUUGAAGGUGUUCCUUGAGAACGUGAUUCGUGACGCCGUCACCUACACUGAACACGCCAAGAGGAAGACGGUGACGGCCAUGGACGUCGUCUACGCACUGAAGCGCCAGGGCCGCACUCUGUACGGUUUCGGCGGUUAAAUCUGAUUUU